GGCAUAUCCCUUGGUCCUCAAGUCCAGAAGUUCCGGCCUUCAGAGAACCGCAACUCGCGUUCAAGAAACCACGUGCCAUGGAGCUUCUUUCCGGGGUGGAGCGGGCACCUUCCACCUCCCCUGAGCACAGACUUCCUCCCGGUUGCUGCUGCCGGCAAUCGAAACGCGGGGAAAGGCCGUGGACACGGCCCCACACGCCGUGGUUGACCCGCCCCCAGCCAGAGAAGGCACCUCCAAGUACGAUAGUCCUUCGCUCGUCGCCACGCCGAUGACGCUUGCGGAAGGCCGGAGGAAACCGACGGAACCGCAGAACAAUGAGCAGCCUGACGUCGUCAGAUGAGCGGCCUGCUGGCCAUGGAGCAACUGCUCCCUCGCGUCCAGCGGACCAGGUGUCAAUGUCAAACACCGCCGGGGAGACCCAGCUCGAAGGCGACCCCAAGUCCAACGAGGGCGUCAACCUUGACGACUUGAUUGAAGAACACAUCCUCCCCAAGCUGGACCCUGACUUCCUGGAGUACUUUGCCAGCGUCCAGGCUCGACAACGGGCGCAGGGACAACUAGCUCCCACAAACUCGAUCGAGCGCGUGCGCGCGCACCCAGAGCUCUACCGCGCCCCCUGUGCUCUCGACACAUCGGGCUACCCGAGGGUUACCGACCACGUCUGUCCGUCGCGGGACAAUGUCGACAUCCCGGUGCGGGUUUAUCACCCGGAUCCCGCGACGCACGGGUCCGGGCCUUACCCGGUCCAUCUGAACUUCCACGGCAAGUCGUCCCGAUCGUUCUGGUCGUUGGGUUGAGCCUCGGGC
Molecule: messenger RNA, 806 nt
Organism: Thermothielavioides terrestris NRRL 8126
Lineage: Eukaryota; Fungi; Ascomycota; Sordariomycetes; Sordariales; Chaetomiaceae
Exons: 1
Coding region: 315-797 (160 amino acids)
Source: RefSeq, a predicted model, not a curated record